GUUUAUAGUGUUGCUUGGCUACGCCAGCCAUAUUAGUUGCUCAAUUUCUAAAAUCUGAAACGUUUAAUUUUGUGUGAAAAAGAGCCAGUAACUUCAAGAUGUUCCAGGUUCGCGGAGAAGCAACGCCACAUUGCAGUGGUGGUAGUUUACACAGACAGAAGGUAAACGUUAAACAGGAGGAUGUUCCCUUUUCACAUUUGUGCAACGUGUAUUACAAACGCCACCAGGAGGUUCAGGGACCACCACGUGCAGGUGCGUUCAAGCAGAAACAAACAGCACCCACAGCAUUCAGAAAAUUCUAUGAACGAGGAGACUUCCCAAUAGCACUGGAACAUGAUACAAAGGGCAACAAGAUUGCAUGGAAGGUGGAGAUUGAGAAACUGGACUACCACCAUUACCUACCUCUGUUUUUUGACGGCUUUUGUGAAACUGUGCACCCGUAUGAAUUCUUUGCAAGGCAAGGUGUCCACGACAUGCUGGAACAUGGAGGCACAAAGAUAUUACCAGUUAUCCCACAGUUAAUUAUUCCUAUUAAAAAUGCGUUGAACACGCGGAACCCCCGAGUAUUGUGUCCCACACUGAAAGCCCUGCAGCAUCUUGUCAUAUCGGGUGACAUGGUUGGGGAAGCACUAGUUCCCUACUACAGACAAAUAUUGCCAGUUCUGAACAUUUUCAAAAACAAGAACUUGAACUCAGGAGACGGGAUUGAUUACAGCCAGCAGAAGCGUGAAAACAUUGGCGACUUGAUUCAGGAGACUCUGGAGGCGUUUGAGAGGCAUGGGGGGGAGGACGCGUUCAUCAACAUCAAGUACAUGGUCCCCACGUACGAGUCGUGUAUGCUCAACUGAUGGGGUCACGAGCGACGCCACCUGUACACACCUGUGAUGGAGCUGCGGCAACUCGCGGCUGCGUUUUCUUCUGUGAUGCUCAUUGCCAAAAGUUAAAAUAGCAUAUUGUCCUCCUACACCAUGGCGGAUCUCCUAUCAUAAGACAGUUACAGCUAGCUACCUUUUGUAUUGUAAAGAUUCCACUUCAUUUACAAAGACUUUUUAUUUCAAAAUGAAAUCUUAUUUUUGUAUCGUAAAGAUUCUGUUUCAUUCACAGAUAUUUCUUAUUUUAAAAAGAAAUCCUUUUCUGAGGUGUUUAUCAUCUACAAAGCUUUUAUCAACUUAGGUUUAACGAUGUUGGUUGUUUGAUUAUUCUAAAGUAAGCUAACCAUUAAUGCUAUAUUUAGGGUUAAUUGAAAAAUAUUUUGUUGUAUUUUGUAAAAUUUUAAUAACUGCCUUCUUCGGUUUAGUUUAAAAUCUACUUGCUAAUGGGUAACUGGGUAAAAAUAUUGAUGUUUUACUUGUAUAUGCAAUUUUCUUAAAUAAUCGUUUGUUUCAUCUUCAGUUUGGCAAAUACAUUUAAUAUAAUAAAACUAAAUUCCUUUGUUAUUACUAUAUUUUGCAAUAGAAGUGUAUAAUAAUGUUGACUGUGAUAUAUUUUGACUUUAGUAUUGUACCCAUUAUUAUGUGUAGUAUUUGAAGAUUCUAUGUGUUGUACAGUAAUACAUUGUUACAGUACAAUUAUCUUUUUUUCAACUCUGCAUUCACACUGAAAUCAUUCACUCCCCUACCAUAUUAUAUUCUUCCCAUUUUUUGUAAAUAAUAUAUUAUUUCUACAUUAUUAAUAUUUUAUUUCUAUAAAGUACACAAAUGAAAUAUAAGCAUACCUGUAAAUAAAACUACUACAUAAAAAGCCAAAAUGUGUAGACCGAAUUGGUAUUAAAAGAAAAGUUACUUCCAAAAUUCAUUUGUCUGGAUUACAUAAACGUUACAGUUUAUAUCGCUCCACAUUUUAGUACCAAAAAGUUCAUAAAUAUUUUAAAUUGCCAUAAUUAAACACUGUAAUUACUGGUGUAUAUUAUAAUAAAUUAUUAAAAUAUUA
Messenger RNA from Gigantopelta aegis, 1929 nucleotides. RefSeq names its product parkin coregulated gene protein homolog. Gene Ontology annotation, molecular function: Hsp90 protein binding; Hsp70 protein binding. Bases 99 to 848 code for a protein of 249 amino acids. The transcript has 5 exons. The record is from RefSeq and is a predicted model, not a curated record. Lineage: Eukaryota; Metazoa; Mollusca; Gastropoda; Neomphalida; Peltospiridae.